This is a messenger RNA of Zeugodacus cucurbitae (melon fly), 2503 nucleotides long. It is a transcript of the gene cta, whose product is annotated as guanine nucleotide-binding protein subunit alpha homolog. Bases 439 to 1701 code for a protein of 420 amino acids. The transcript is spliced from 6 exons. The record is from RefSeq and is a predicted model, not a curated record. Gene Ontology annotation, cellular component: heterotrimeric G-protein complex; brush border membrane. Gene Ontology annotation, molecular function: GTPase activity; G-protein beta/gamma-subunit complex binding; guanyl nucleotide binding. Lineage: Eukaryota; Metazoa; Arthropoda; Insecta; Diptera; Tephritidae. Gene Ontology annotation, biological process: Rho protein signal transduction; adenylate cyclase-modulating G protein-coupled receptor signaling pathway.
GAUGUCACUGUUUUCGUUAGUAGGGUCGAGACAGGGAUAAAAGUGAAAUUUAGUGCAACUACGAAAAUUGUUUUGAUGUACGAAAAAACAAUAAACUGCCUUCGUCUACUUUUAUUUAUUCACUAUAUGUGAUUUUUUGGGAAGUGUAUUUUGUUUCUAAUCAGUUUACGAAAUCGUAAACAUUCUAAAAUACUCCAUAACUCCGGAAUAAGGGCUGCUGCAGCAAAACGCAGCAGCAGCUUAGCGGGAUUGAUUAGUUAAUGCUAAAGGAGGCUGUUUGGAUGAGAGGCGAUAUCAUUGUGUUGAAAUGGUGGCAAUUAAUAAGCAAAAUAAUUAAGUGUGAGGCGUUUAGCCCUAAUCUUUGGCGAAUAAAUCUAAGGCAGCUUAAUUAACAAGAGGCGAUUCGGGAACGGCCUUGCCCCGCCCUAUAUACACAAGAUGGGUGGUGACGCAGCGAUUCGUCGCAGCGCUACGCUAGCAUCAACGCAUAAUGAAAUGGGUACAAUGGCACACUUGAUGGAAGGACAACGUGACUCUGAGCCGUACAGUACAAGUAGGCAGGGUAAUGGACUUGCGGCGUCAAGGUUUGCUUGCCUUCGUUGUUGUGGAAAAUUAAUUUCAUACCUUGUACGUUUACGCAACACACCUGAAGAGUUGGAACAAAGGUAUAAAUCUCGAGAGAUCGACAAAUUUUUGGAAAAAGAAAAGCACACGUUCCGCCGACAGGUAAAGCUUUUGCUGCUGGGCGCAGGUGAAUCAGGAAAAUCGACUUUCCUCAAACAAAUGCGUAUAAUACACGGUAUUAAUUUUGAACCCGAACUAAUCCGCGAAUACCAAUAUGUGAUAUAUCAAAACGUACUUCGAGGAAUGCAAGUAUUGAUUGACGCACGUCAAAAAUUGGAAAUCCCUUGGGAAAACAACGAAAGAGAAAACGACUCAAAUUACGCCAAAUUAAUUGAAUGUAGUAAUAUAGAAAUCGAAAAUUUUAUACAGUGGUCUCCUUACAUUCGGCGACUGUGGCAAGAUCGAGGCAUAAGGCGUGCCUAUGAACGGAGAAGAGAAUUUCAAAUUAGUGAUUCUGUCAGUUACUUUCUUAAUGAUAUUGACCGCCUUGCUACAUAUGACUAUGUGCCAACCCACAAAGAUAUUUUGCAUUGUCGAAAAGCCACCAAAGGGGUUUAUGAAUUUUGUGUAAAAAUACAAAACAUUCCAUUUGUGUUUGUUGAUGUUGGUGGUCAGCGUACUCAACGACAAAAGUGGACAAAAUGUUUUGAUACGUCUGUAACAUCGAUCAUUUUCUUAGUAUCCAGUUCAGAGUUUGAUCAAGUCCUCGCUGAAGAUAGAAAAACCAACCGGUUGGAGGAAUCGAAAAACAUAUUCGACACGAUCGUGAAUAAUAAUACGUUUAAGGGAAUAUCAAUAAUAUUAUUUCUAAACAAAACUGAUUUGCUUGAGCAAAAAGUACGCAAUCCAGAGACUGAUAUCCGCUGGUAUUAUCCCCAAUUCAGCGGGAACCCACAUUCACUGCUCGAUGUGCAAAAUUUUACUUUGCAAAUGUUUAUGAGUGUGCACAAAAGUCCACAAAGCCGCAUCUAUCACCACUUCACCACUGCCAUAGACACACGAAAUAUGAAGGUUGUAUUUAAUUCAGUCAAAGAUACAAUAUUACAAAGAAACUUGAAUGCAUUGAUGUUACAAUGAAAAUGAGCAGUUAGUUGAGUGUACUAAUAUCCCUCAUGUUAUCGGCAUAUUACAUCAUCACAAUUGAGGGAGAUUUCAGCAUUAUAUGCCGAAAAUAACGUUAAACUCGAAAUGCAUAUAUGCACAUAAUUUGCAUAUACAUAUUUAUUUGUUGCAUUGGUGUUAAAUCAAAAUAACUCAAAAAUCCUUUUCAAGUGCAUUUUUCAAGAAGUGUCACUUGAAAGGGCUAAUAUACAUACAUAUAUGCAUAUAUCAGUGUAAAAAUUUUUAAUGUACAUAUUUAAAUUGUUUUGAAUAUUUAUACGUUUAUACUUACCGUAUAUAAGAAUCGAAAUGUAUUCAUAAAAUUUAUAAAUAUCGCUGUAUUUAUAUACUAUAUUUAUAAUUUAAUUAUAUUUUUGCAUAAUGUAUAAAUGAUAUCAUAUUUGUUAACAUUGAAGUGGACGAUAUUAUUGAAGAAUAGCAGAAUAGCACAAAAUAUCAGUAUAAAGCAUAAGCAAUAAAUGCGUACUAUAUCGCAAUUUAUAUAAACAUACAUAUACAAAGUUAUAUAUACAUAUAUAAUUUUUUUGACGUAACAGAUUUUAUAAAUUUCUACUAACAUUUACGAAUAUAAAACAUAUAUUUUUAUAUAAAUAUUCAUACAGCAGAAAAGUAAUAUUAUCCACGCCUCUUUAACAAAUUAACUAUUCAACCAAGGUUUAUUGUGAUCCAUGUAUUUUAUCGCUUUACAAAUCGAUCAAAUAAAUUGUCCCUUUGAUAUUUAAAAAUAAAAUAUAUAAAACUAAGGCAUCGAAAUAUA